Messenger RNA from Lodderomyces parapsilosis, 1722 nucleotides. RefSeq lists its product as uncharacterized. The record is from RefSeq and is a predicted model, not a curated record. The transcript has a single exon. NCBI's taxonomy places the organism in Eukaryota, Fungi, Ascomycota, Pichiomycetes, Serinales, Debaryomycetaceae. Bases 1 to 1722 code for a protein of 573 amino acids.
AUGGCAUCAGCAGAUUAUCUAUGGACCAACGACGAAUUACAACCACAUGAGAUUCAGUCAAUAUUCCAAGACACUACAAUAUCGUUUGUGAUCAUCUCCAAACAUAUAGAUCAAACCUUAUCCAAUUAUGUCAAGUAUAUGGAGCCAUGGUUGCAAUAUCCUUGGAACUUUAGACAGCCACAAUUUCAAGCAAUGACUUUAAAUGUCGUCGAAUACAUUUACGGGGAACUCAAUUAUCAUGAACAUGUUUUGGACAUGGAGUUGCUUAUCGCAAUUCUACUUGAUUUCACAAAGUACGAAGAUUGCUAUAUUCAUGUGUUUGACUCCGUGACAAUUGAGCCUGUGCUAGCUACUUGCCAUGCUGAACUCCAUGAUGAUUUGCAGGACGUAACAACUUCAAGAAAUAGAGUUUGGUUACAUAAUGGAGGGUGUAUCGUACUAAAUAGACUCAUUGACCAAGGUGGAUAUUUGCCCUUGCUAGACGCUAUCAAGCAAAUAUUUGUGGGUGAUUACAAGCUGGACGAGAAAUUGACUAUAGCAUUGAAGGAGAAAUGUAACCUUAUCACUGGAUUGAGUCACGUUCAUGACGUCAACUUAACUUUACCUGUCCCUGUUGCGAAACUUGUCGCUAUGGACCCAAUGAUGGUGGCCAAAAGCUUGGAGGCAUUGGAAGAUGAAGAGGAAGUUAAACCACUUGUUUUCAACGAAGGAGUGGAAGUUACUGCUCCCGUCAACAGUGUGCAUCUUGGUGUGUUGUUAGGUAUUGCUUCAGCGUUGGGGAAGCCAAAGGAGUUGAGUGGGAUUGUGCUAUCAGGGUUGCAACAAUAUUACCAAGGUAAAGAAGAACCAAAAGUUCCCGGUACGAUCAAACCAUCGUCACGAUUGGUGCUACAAGAAGAACUACUUAAAAGAGGGAUAAUAUCGGAAAAAGUCCCCGAAGAUACUGAAUUGGUUGAAAUGAUUGCAGAUAUAAAUGGACCUCAAAUGGAGGAUGAAGAACAAUAUGCUAAAAAUCUACAACAAGUUUUUGAAGAGGGUCUCGACGACAUUGAAGACUUGAUUGAUGAAGAUGAAGAAGAAGAUGAUGACGACGAAAGCGAUUUAACUGAUGACGAGUUGAACGAAUUUCGAUGGAAAUAUUACGAUAUUGCAUCAGAAUGGAUACCUCGCGACCAAGUUGCUCAGAAAUAUCAAGAGUUCAAGUCAUCAAUUUUGGCAAUGACAACCCAAUUCAAAGACGAAUUUAAAAACACCGAGUUUGAAGAUUUUCCUGAAUUUAUGGAACUGGAGAUCAUAUUGGAAAUGAGUGGUGGUGGCAACAAGACGUACAAUGAUGACUCGGAUUACCAAAGUGAUGUUGAGGAUGAAUACCAGGGUGACAUGGCAUACGAAGAGUACAUGGAGUUCAAAAAUAAGCUAAGACAAGAAGGUGCAAAUUUCAGUGAAGAGGAGCUCGACUAUGAUGAUAACGACGGUGAUUGGGAGAGUGUUGAAGAAGAAGAUGAAGAAGAACACGUGUUCAGUGAUGAUAGUGAUGAUAUUGCCAAUAAAUAUGUGCAGAGACCCGUGCUUGAAACGUUGGAUGAAGAACCGCCACUUGGGUAUGAAGGAUUGGAUCCUAAAUUGUCCAAAAGGGAAAUUGAACGACUUACUACAACAAUGAAGACACUCAAGACUAGCGAUGAUGCCAAUCUUGAGCUGAAAAUGAAGAAAAGAAACUGA